UCCUCGCUGCAACCCCCUCACUCUUUCUUCGGCGCCCAGCAUCGGGACCCUCUCCACUUCUAUCCCUGGGUGCUUCGGAAUCGCUUCUUCGGUCACCGCUUCCAGGCAAGCGACGUUCCCCAGGACGGGCUGCUUUUGCACGGGCCCUUCGCACGCAAGCCCAAGCGGAUCCGCACGGCCUUCUCGCCCUCGCAGCUGCUGCGGCUGGGACGAGCCUUCGAAAAGAAUCACUACGUGGUGGGCGCCGAGCGGAAGCAGCUGGCUGGCAGCCUCAGCCUCUCCGAGACGCAGGUGAAGGUGUGGUUCCAGAACCGGAGGACAAAAUACAAACGGCAGAAGCUGGAGGAGGAAGGGCCUGAGUCCGAGCAGAAGAAGAAGGGUUCCCACCAUAUCAACCGGUGGCGUAUCGCCACGAAGCAGGCCAACGGGGAGGACAUUGAUGUCACCUCCAAUGACUAAGGGAACAAUCAUGAGCCUACAAGGGCAGAGCAUUGCUUGCUGCUGGCCAGGGCCCCAGGGGGCCCAAGCUGGACUCU
Cricetulus griseus (Chinese hamster) is the source of this 536-nucleotide messenger RNA. NCBI's taxonomy places the organism in Eukaryota, Metazoa, Chordata, Mammalia, Rodentia, Cricetidae. The record is from RefSeq and is a predicted model, not a curated record.